AUGAUGUUGAUAAAAUGAAAUGAAACUUGCCGCGGCAAUGGCGUGCGCUAUCUUUCUUUGCAACUUUCAGUACUUAUCACAUCAAUUGGACCACCACGAUUUUCAAAUAUUUUUUUUUGAUAUGUAUAACGUAUAAUAUGUGUAUUUUUGUCUAGAUCAAGAGCCCGUAGCACUUUUGCGGCCUUGAAACAUACAACACGUGUAUAGAAUGACAUCCACAACCCCCAGUGACCCAAACCAACCUCGCUCAACAUUAUCUCAAGACCUCCAAGCCGUGCUGGGCAUCACAGCCCAUGGCCUUCGCAACCCAGCCGAAGUAUGGACUGCAGUCGGGCCGACCAUGAACGAACUCACAUGGGGUCUGAUGGGAUACGGAUUUCGCCCAGAGCAAGAUAUUCCUGAUUUAUCUGGGAAGGUUAUUUUCAUUACUGGUGGAAACACUGGCCUUGGAAAGGAGACAAUCCUACAAUUAGCACGCCACAAUCCAGCGCGAAUCUAUCUCGCAGCUAGAAAUGUGCAGAAAGCAGAAAAUGCUAUUCGCUCUAUCAAAGCGGGAUUAUCUGCUGCCGGUAGUGCUGGUGAAGUGGAUAUACGAUUCAUUCAACUAGAUCUAACAUCAUUCCCAUCCAUAGAACGAGCUGCAGAAACAUUCAUCCGGGAUAAUACGCGCCUCGAUAUCCUGGUCUUGAAUGCGGGCAUCAUGGCUGAAGCAGCCAUCACAACUCCCCAGGGACACGAAAUUCAAUUCGGCACGAAUCAUAUUGGUCAUUUCUUGCUUACAAAGUUGCUACUCCCGGUUUUAUUGGAGACUGCUUCGCCAUCUUUCUCGCCCAAGAACGAAAAACGAGAUGUGCGCGUAAUAACCCUCUCAAGCCUCGCAAGUGCCCAUACACCACAUACCCCGGAAUUCAUGGACCUCAUCUCUACGCCUCGAAGAUUACUGGAUCUAACAACCUGGCAACGCUACGCAAUCAGUAAAGCGGCAAACAUCCUCUUUGCCGCUGAACUUGCUCGUCGCUAUCCUUCUCUAACCUCUGUUUCCGUUCAUCCCGGUGUUGUAGCAAGUGAUUUGUACAAUGGAACGGAAGCUACGAAUGCGCUUGCAGGAUCUAUACUGCCUUUGGGGAAGUUACUGCUCUUUCGGUCUGUGAGAUCGGGGACAUUGAAUCAGUUGUGGGCUGCGGCGGGGGGGAAGAAGGAGGAUUUGGUUAAUGGGGGGUAUUAUACGCCUGUGGGAAAUAGGAUUGAGGGGAAUAGGUUUGUAGUUGAUAAGGAAUUGGCGGGAAGGUUGUGGGAGUGGACGGAGAGGGAGGUUCAGAGAUUUGGAUUAUGA
Messenger RNA from Talaromyces stipitatus ATCC 10500, 1333 nucleotides. RefSeq names its product short-chain dehydrogenase/reductase family protein, putative. NCBI's taxonomy places the organism in Eukaryota, Fungi, Ascomycota, Eurotiomycetes, Eurotiales, Trichocomaceae. The record is from RefSeq and is a predicted model, not a curated record. The transcript is spliced from 3 exons. The coding region runs from base 209 to 1333 and encodes 374 amino acids.